AUGGCUCCCGCGUCGACCGGUGCUAAGAAGCAGAAGAAGAAGUGGUCCAAGGGCAAGGUCAAGGACAAGGCCCAGCAUGCUGUCAUGCUCGACAAGACCACCUCUGAGAAGCUCUACAAGGAUGUCCAGUCCUACCGCCUCGUCACCGUCGCCACCCUCGUUGACCGCAUGAAGAUCAACGGCUCCCUCGCUCGCCGGUGCCUCAAGGACCUCGAGGAGAAGGGCCAGAUCAAGCCCGUCGUUACACACAGCAAGAUGAAGAUCUACACUCGUGCUGUUACCGCUGCCGAGUAA
Messenger RNA from Microdochium trichocladiopsis, 294 nucleotides. RefSeq names its product ribosomal protein S25. Lineage: Eukaryota; Fungi; Ascomycota; Sordariomycetes; Xylariales; Microdochiaceae. The transcript has 4 exons. The coding region runs from base 1 to 294 and encodes 97 amino acids. The record is from RefSeq and is a predicted model, not a curated record. Gene Ontology annotation, molecular function: structural constituent of ribosome. Gene Ontology annotation, cellular component: cytosolic small ribosomal subunit.